CAUCUCUCGUUCAAAUUCCAUCGACGACGGUUCGUGUUCGUUCGUAUUCGGAUCGGCGGUAUUCUUGCUGUGUGCUUCUCGGUGUGCGGUUCUCGUGUUCGCCUGAUCGUGCCGUCCAACCACUUGUUGCCGCUUUGCGCGUCACGCGUGCUUCACAGGCUUUCCCCCAUUUGGUUUUGGGGUGUAAAAUUGUGAAAAUUUAUCGGUUCAAAUGGUGGAAAAUAUCCAUCAAAGCAAUCGCGAAGAAACUAGUAUCGCGAAGUAUCGCGGGGGAGCGGGGAGCGGCCCGUCGUGGGUCCGUUCGCACGUGGCGCACGUUGUGAUUCCUCCUGUUUAGAUUGCGCGCGUUCGUUCAUUCGCACGAGAGUUGAACGAAUCGGUUUUGUUUUCUUCUUCUCUGCAACAAGUACUGCAUGGUUUCUGAUAAGCGAGAGAUACACGAGCGAGUGCGCCGCCGAAAUCGAUCGAUCGAACGGGAAUGGUGUCCUUGGUGAGGAUGAUGAGGAUGGUGCCUCCGGUGUUCCGGCUGCAGUGAUAGCGGCAUACAUACCGUAGUACCGGGCCCUCAACGCAAGCAGUGCAUCGCAGCAGCGCCUAGCAGAGAGGUAGAGACAGUGCAUCCUUCAACGACCGUUCCGAAAAGGAUUACGUGUGUCAGCCUGAGUGUGCGUGUGUGUCUGUGUGUGUGCGUGUAUGUGUGUGUGUGUGUGUGUGUGCCUGUUGGUGUGCGUGCGUGUGUAAUCGCGGUACAUACAAGCUCAGGCCGAGACGCUGAGCGUAGAAGAUUCAGUUCCGUUGUUGAUAUAGCUCCAACAACUUUGUUGGUUGGGAAAAUCAACCAUUUCUGGCACCGGCAGGGGAGAUCUAGAACUGGCGCGUAUUGGCGCGUGGGAGUGAGGGUGAGGUUUUCGUGUUUCUGUUUCCGUCGAUGUGGUUGACGUUUGCUGUGCUGUGAUCGCGUGUACUGCCCUAUGGUGAUCAAAGGGUUGAAGCGACGCGCGAGCAGUAACCGAGCGGGACAGAAUUGGCACGGUUCGCGCGUAAAAAUGCGGGAUUGUGCCGGACGUACGGCACCGGUCGUCCCGUGCGAGCGUCCGGUCGAUCGGUACGGACAGCUCAAUCAACGUCUUCAUCCAACUGUUCACACAACAACGCGCCUAUCAACUGGUCCUGUCCAACUGCUAUCAACGCUACUCUUGCUGCUUCUAUCAGCGGUCCCGAUGCUGACGCAGUCCCCCGAGCGGCCACUCGGGCCGGCCGCCACGGACAUCACCUGGGCCGGCGAGGACAACUACGCUGCUACCGUACGCGACUUGGUGACCCAAUGCAUCAACUGCUGCCCGGACCAGAACCGGACGAGCUUCACCGAGCACAUUGAUUUCAGCUGCAGCACUGAUUGCUACAUCCAGCAGUGUACGAUUGGCUGCAAACAAUGGGAGCAGGCGCUCGAGUCCAGCUGUCAGCAGGCAUGCAACAUCACGCGGCACGAGUCGAUGGAACCGCGCGAGAUGUACUGCAUAAUGGGGUGCAACGAUGGGCUGAGCCGGUACUUUCGGUGGUUGCGGGCCGAGAUCGGGACACCGCACGCGCCGGCCCUCGUAGCGGACAGCCUGACCGCGACCACACUCGCCCUCGAGUGGGAGGUACCGGAGCGGUGGUUGCAGCUGUCCCGCCACCGGCAUCACGGACCGCGCAGCUACAUCGUCCAGUGGCGCUACGAGGAGAUGGCCGCCGACUGGAAGUUCUGCCGCAACCAGAGCAUCGACGAAGACUCGACCGUACUGGUCGACAACCUGCAACCGUACACAAAGUAUCGCUUCCGCGUCCUGCUGCUGCUGUCACCGAACUACACGGAUCAGGUCCUGGCGUCCGAGCAGAGCGUCAUCAUCAGCACACUGCCGGCUGGUGUGCCCACGUCGAAGCCGACAAUUGUACGGGCAGUAGCGGUAGAUCACUCACGCAUUUCCAUCUCGUGGGAACCGGGACCAUUCCCGAAUGGGCCCGUCCUGUCAUAUGUGCUACAGAUCAAAGACCUCCAUCCGAUAGGCUACAGUGCCCUUAAGGACGUGCCAGAAUCGAACACGUCGCGGUACUACAUGUUCGAGAACCUGGAACCGGAGCACAGCUACUCGGUGUCGGUGUCGAUGCGCAACCCGGAGGGUGAAGGGCCGGCCUCGCUGACGCGCGUCUCCACCCCGCCGAAGCAGACCGGUGGCGAUAGCGUGGAGAGCGUGAUGCCGACGCUAAUCCUCGGCGCCGAACACUCGAUCCUAACGCAGAGCUCGAACAUGUUCUCCGAUCCGCCGACCAGCUUCUACCGCAGUCCGGACCACAAGAUCUGCGGUACCGCCAUGCACCUGCGCCGCGGGCUCCUCUUCGUCUCGGACGAAGCCGGCUUCAUCUGGCGGGCACCGUCGUGGCCGGGAGCCGAACGCGAUCGCGUCGCCAUCCUGACGCCCGACGCAGCGCUCAACUUCCGGCCGACGCUGUUGUCGGUCGACUGGCUGAACGACCAUCUCUACAUCCUCGGGCAGGCGCGCACCACCCACCUCUGGCAGAUACUGCACUGCGACUUCAAUGGCGACCACCUGACGGUCGCCAUCGCGGGCCUACAGCGCCGACCGGACUACUUCGAGGUCGACCCGUACAACGGUUACCUGUUCUGGGUGAUUGGUGGCCAGACCGGUGGUGAGCAGCUCACGGACCAGCAGCACCAGCAGCAGCAGCAGCAACAAGUAAGCGAAGGUCCGGCCGUUACCAUCGGACCGACCGGUCUGUUCCGGCUCGAUCUCGGUGACAUCUCGAACGGUGUGCGGUACGAGAUACGCCCGCUACAGAUGAUCAGCGGUCCCCAUCUCGGCGCGUUCGCGAUCGACCAUACCAACUUCCGGGUGCUGGUGGCGGAUCAGCGCGCCAACACGGUGCUGGCGGUCUCGCUGGACGACAAGCAGACGGUCGACAUCCGGAACAACACGCAGCAGCCCCGGUUCGAGCGGGUCCGCUCGCUGGCCCUCGCGAACGGUCUGUUCUACUGGACCAACGGGACGGAGGUGUUCGCGGAGGACUAUCACGUCGUGCACGACAGCUACUACCACAACGCGUUCCCGGUCGCCUCGAACAACACGUACUUCAGCAUCAACGUGAACCUCACGUCGGAGCAACCGAUCCCGGUGCCGGUGAAUCCACCCCGCAACGUCCAGGCCCUCGUGUCGCCCGAUCGCAUCAAGAUCGCCUGGGAUGCACCGUUUCUGCUCGGUAUGAAGGGGCGCGGUGCCUGGCAGGCCUGGAACUACCGGGUGGAGGUGCGGGACGAACGGAACGGAACGCUCGUGCUGGUUGUGCCAGCGAUCGGCAACGGUAGCACCAGCUAUGCGACCGGUCUGGCCAACCUGCUCACCCCGAACCGCGUCUAUACGGUGCGCGUCGCGGCCCACACGGUGGCCGGCGUUGGACCGUGGAGCCACGAGUUCCGCGUCCGGACACUGCGCGCCCACCAGCAGCAGCGCCAUCUGGUGUGGGCGAGUGCGGCCGGUAUCGUGCGCAGCGACGUGAUCGGUGAUCACGUGCAGACGCUGCUACCGUCGGUCGGUAGCAACGUCAGCGCCGACGUCACCAGCCUCGCCUGGCACAAUGGUACCCUGUACGUGGUGAGCAACGGUACGCUGCGGCUGUAUCGGGUCGAAGAGGAGGAGAAGGAGGAGGAAGGGGAGGAGAAGGACGAGGAGGAGGAGGAGGUGGCCUCCUCCCCCCAUCACACCGCAGUUGGUGCGCCCCGGUGGCGCCAGAUCGGGGAGCUCGGUUCGGUUGCGUGCGUCGCGGUCGACCGGCUCGGCGAGCGGCUCUACCUGCACAACCCGGCCCAGCAGAUGAUCGUCCGGGCGGGGUUGCACGGUGAACGGCAGGAACCGAUCCACAAUGUGCCGAGUGUGCGCGAGCUGCGGUUCGACGAGCGGCGCGGUUACCUCUACUGCUCGUCCGGCAUCCUGCUCGAGGCGUUCCGGCUGAACGGUAAGAACCGGGUCGUCUACUUCAGUGAGCACCCGUUCACCGGGAAGCAGGUGAUGGGCAUGACGCUCGACACCGACGGUCAGCAGCUGUACUGGAUCGAGAGGAGCUACCUCAACUCGCACCUCUGCUGGGCCCCGUUGGCCGAUCCGGGGCGUGAUCCGGCCACCGGUUACGCGGUCAGCUCGGUUGUGCUGAGCGCGCAGACACCGCAGGGGCCGCUGCUUCACUUCAGCGACCGGUUGCUGUGGGUGCGCGAGGGUCAGGUUGUGGUCGGGGACGUGCGGGGUGAAAAUCUCGCCUACAUCCGGGCCCGCCAGCUCAACGGGACGAGCGCGAUCGCCCUGAUCGAGUCAUCGCACGAGCAUCAUCAUCAUCGGUCGGGGGGAAAGGCGACGACCAUCAAUGUGGUGCCCGCACCGGUGAACGGUUCGAGCGUACGGGUCGGGGGCGAUUGGCGCGCCUUCAACGUCAGCUGGGCACCGGUGACGAACGUGAACCACAGUGAGGUGUUUUACAAGCUGCUGCUCAAGGUACCGGGUGCCGCCCGCGACAUCGUCCAGGAGCUGCAGGUACCGUGGUACGUCUACAACGGGAGCGCCGCCAACGCUGCCGCUAGUGGUGGUGGUGGAAGUCCGGGUACUGGUGCUGGUACUGGUACGGGUGGAUCGUCAUCGUCCCUUGACCCUAUACCACCGUACACACCGAUCGACAUCACGCUGCACGCCUUCACCUACUGGCGCUCGUCCGGUGUGGUGACGGUGCACCGCCACACACCGGCCGGACGUCCGUCGGCACCGGUACGGCCCCGGGUCUACCUACGCACCCACUAUCCGGCCGGCGUAGCGCACACACUCACACUGGGGCUCGUAUUCCGGUGGGAGCCACCGCACGAACCGAACGGUCCGCUCGUCGCCUACCGGAUCGACUGUCUGGAGCAGGUGACGAGCGACGGUGAUGCACCGACCAAGCGGAUGCUGCUGGACGGUCAGCUCGUCAGCCACGACCGGCACGAACUGUCCGUACCGGGACCGAUCCGGGCCCGAAAUGCGACCUACACCCUAUGGGUGCGCGCCGUCAACGUUGAUCACGAGAGCGACCGGACGGAACCGUGCCGCGUUGCCCUCGGUGAGGAUGGUCGUGUCCGGCCGGGGACACUGUUACCGCUCGUGUACAUCGCUACCGCCGACCAGAUCCUGUCGGUCGAUAUGGAUCUCGGUGUAGCGAGCGCACUGGUAACGACGGCCGUACCGGCCCGACUGCUGGCCGAACUGCGCCACGAGCGGCGCCUCUUCUGGAUCGAUGCCAACGGGGAACUGUUUAUGCACGACGCGACGGACGGCAAGCGGCGGUUGGCACACGUACCGGGUCACGCCGCCGCCCUUACCGUCGAUUGGGUCGCACGGAUCGUCUAUGUGGCGGCCCGGGGUGCCACCGACGAGGACGAUACGGACAACGGUGAAGGCCGAGGACGUGGCCAUGGUGGCCAUGGUGGCCAUGGUGGCGACACCGAGACGACGCUGUACGCCUUCGAUCUCAACCACCUGGUGCUGGGUAGUGGUAGUGGCGGUGUUGGUGGUGGUGGUGUUAGUGGUGUUGGUGGUGGUGGUGGUGGUGGUGGUAGUGGUGGUAUGGCUGCUGCUGGAGGUUCACCCGGCGGUGGUACCGGUGUCGGUGGUGGGCUAGUAGUAAGCGGUGGUGGACCCGUCACAACCGUCGCUGGCGGGAGCGGAGGUCCGGAACCAACCGGUACGCUGGUGGUGACCGCGCUCGGUUCCACCGUUGCCGUCGAUUAUCUGCAGGUGCGUGACCGCGAGCUGCUCGCCUUCUCCCGCCAUCACCGCAUCGGUUAUCGCGUUUCAUUGGACCGCUCGGAUGCGACCGUGACGCAAGUGAACUGCAUCGAUGCAACAGACACCACCCAUCCCAUCAUCUGCGACCAGUACCGGGGUCUGUUCGAGACCGGUAACGGUAGCGUUACCGGUGUCGCAUCCGAUGGCCGGUUUCUGUACUGGUUGGCGACGCAGGAUGGCGAUGAUAUGGCGGUGCGGAUUCGGUUGCGCACGCUAGACGACGACGGUGAGCACGGCGACGGCGAUGCCCACGAGCUACCACUGGAAGCGAGCCUGGUCGAGGGUGCCGGCGUACCGGUCGCGUUGCUGCCCGCCCAACAACACCAACCGUACCCGAGCGAGGUGUGUUUGGUGCCGUGGCGCCGCCAUCCGGGCCAUACCGGGCUGCCGGCCUACCAGCCGGUACUGCUGGAUGAGCUGACGGAGCACUCGCUGACCCUGCGGCUACCGGAACCGACCCGCAAUCCCAACUGCACGAUCCGGCCACCCGGCAUCCGCUACCGCAUCCAGUAUGCGCCCGUCGCGACCGGCGCCGGCCAGGUACGCCCAUCGGUACGCCAAAUCGUGCGCUACUCGUACGAACCGCUGACCACGAUCGGUGGUUUGCAGCCGUUCACACGGUACGAGUUCCGGGUUACCCUGCACAGCUACUACCUCGAGACGUCGUCGGUUGGGUCGUACCACUCCUUGGGUGGCGGUGGGACGAUGGCUGCCGCCCGAAUCGCUCAGCACGGCACCGGCCUAGGCGAUACACCGGCCGGUGGCGGCGGUGAGCUGGGUGGUGCCGAUGCCGAGGAGGAAGUGACGAUCUUCCGGACAGCGCCCGGUGCACCGUCACGCCCGGAGCGGAUUGAGGCGAUCCCGGUCAGCCCGACCGAGGCGAUCGUCCAGUGGAGCGCACCGCAGCAGAUGAACAAUGAUCGCGUGUGGUACGAGAUCUACUGGCAGACCGAGACAGGCGAGCGGAAGAACCGGCAACAGCAGCGCGUCACCGACUUCAACGAGACCGGUGCGGUGCUGUCGAUGAAUCUGACCCGGCUACAACCGCACCAGACCUACCGGAUCGGCAUCCGGGCGUACUCAACGGUGACCGCGUACAGCGAGAGCCAUUCGGUCGAGAUCGAAACCUUCCCGGAUCCGGACGACAUCGAGCGAGUGUCGGUCAACUCGACCAGCCUCCGGUUGCGCUGGCGACCACCGAGCAACUGUCGCAGGUUCCUGCUGCAGUACGCCAUCGUCGGUCACAACCGUUGGGAGCUACUGUACGAUUCGGAGCAGGAGCAGCAGCAGCAGCAGCAGCAGCUGGGGAUGUCGGGACAGGUGGCAGCACGCGGCAAUGACACGUACGAGCUGGGGUCACUGCUACCGAAAACGCUCUACCGGUUCGUGGCGCUCAUCUACUAUCCGGACUGGGACGUACCGUACGAGUGGCCCCGCGAACCGAAGCACUUCCAGUGCGAAACGCUAGCCGAUCGGCCAUCGGCCCCGGGGCGCCCCGUGAUCACGCAGCUCCGGCCCGACGUGUACAAGGUGAGCUGGGAGCAGGCCAACAACAAUGGGGCACCGCUCGAGGCGUACGGGCUUGAGGCGUUGGUGCACCUGCCGAACCGGCCGAUCCGCUCGCUAAACGGGGGCGCCCAGGAGCAAGCGGCUGACAGUGAGCACGUCCGGGACGAGCCCGGAAACGAGACGCUGUGGACGACGGUCAGGACCGUGCCCGUGAGCGUGCCGGAGACGAGCGGCUGGAACCAGGUGUACAACGGUACCGAUACCUACUGGAUCAUCUCGGAUCGGCUGAUCGUCCAUACCAAUCUGUUCCGGGUGCGGGCGCGCAACUCGUUCGGCUGGGGUCCGUACAGCAACGAGAGUCUGCCGCUGGAGGAACCGCUCUACUCGAGCCGAUCCAUCGUCCUGCUGGCGUUUGUCUGCAUUCUCGUCACGAUCGUAGUGCUCGUAGCGACCGCCGUCAUUUGUGUCGCACUGCGUACAAACGAGAAACAUAAGCCGUUCCCGAGCGAUGGUGGCGUGCAUGCUCACCUACCGGACGUAGAGCUGGCCAAUCUGCGGGAGUUACCGCGCCGUGGCAAUUUCGUGCACAGCAACAACAUCCUUUACGGUACCAGCUCGCUGUUUUCCGCCGAGGUGUCGCUGCUUCCCCACAUACGCAGCGAUCAGAUCUGCAUGACCAGCUCAACCCUGCUCGGAAGUGGGGCCUUCGGUGAGGUGUACGAGGGUAUCGUCAAGGGUGUGGACGGUGAGGCGGAAACGCUUGUCGCCAUCAAGACACUAAAGAAGGGCGCGAAGGAGCACGAAAAGCAGGAGCUGCUGCAGGAGGCGCAGCUAAUGAGCAACUUCAAGCACAAGCACAUUACGCGGCUAGUGGGCGUUUGCCUCGAGGCCGACACGUUGCUUAUCAUCAUGGAACUAAUGCAGGGCGGUGACCUGCUUAGCUACCUGCGGCGCAGCCGUCCCCUGCCCGGCCAGGCCGCCCGGCUCACCAUGCUCGACCUGAUCUCGAUGUGCCAGGACGUGGCGUCCGGUUGCCGGUACCUGGAGGAGAUGCACUUCGUGCACCGCGACCUCGCCUGCCGCAACUGUCUCGUGUCGUCGACGGAUCCGCGCGAUCGCGUCGUCAAGAUCGGCGAUUUUGGGCUGGCGCGCGACAUCUACAAGAACGACUACUACCGGAAGGAGGGCGAGGGGCUGCUGCCGGUGCGCUGGAUGUCACCGGAGAGCCUGGUCGAUGGGGUGUUCACCUCGCAGUCCGACAUCUGGGCGUUCGGUGUGCUGCUGUGGGAGAUCAUGACGCUCGGUGAGCAGCCGUACCAGGCGAAGAACAACGUGGAGGUGCUGAACCACGUGCGCGAGGGAGGGCACCUCGAUCGGCCGAAGGUCUGCCCGAACGAAAUGUUCGAGCUGAUGAAAUACUGCUGGAAAUUCUCGCCCGACGAGCGGCCCACAUUCCGCUACUGCCUGGAGGUGUUGGAGGUGCUGCGUGAGAAUACCAGCGAGAAUGCGCAGAUUAUAGCACCCUACCCGACCAAGCUACACCAAGAAGCUGUGUCCAACCCUUCAUACUCGAUUGACGAUGCUUGCCUGCCCUUUACCUCAGGUGGUGAUUGCUUGCAGGUGCGCGGCGACCGGAAGCACGAGAUCGGUCACCACAUUCCGACCCCACCAACGUCGAGCAGCGGCAGCAGCGGGGGAGGUGCCAUCUGCUUACCCGGGGGUACCGCACCGAUACCCAAGUACCUGGAACUGGUGUACGAUAACAGUGCCAGCCACUCGCACGAUUCGGGCCGGUUCACCGAACCAACAACCAGCCUAUCGCUCGCCCUCUCACCACCCUCACCACCACCAUCGGCCGCACCGCUAUCGGACACCGGAAGUCCGGUGACGGCCGCCAUCGGUGACGCCGGCAUGCUGACGCACGGCGAGCUGACGGCAUCAGUCUGUAGCCUGUUCCGGGACGGGCGACCACCACCGGCCACAAUGCUGAUGCUCACCGACAACGGCUACGAGGUGCCGAUCACCGAUCUGCGAUACCAACCGGCCCAGCCGGCCAGCCUCGGGACCGGAAGUGCGAUCGGCUCGUCCGGAUCCACCAACGGCGUCUACAAGCACGACUACUCGAGCCUCGAUCCGCUGUUACCAUCGGUCGUACUGGUACCGGUGCUGGGUGGCUCCCGGGUGGAUGGUCGUUGUGCGGAACCCGCCACCACUAGUAUUACCGACGGCACAACGCACCCACUGCGGAACCACGGAACCAGCAGACCAGCCUGCGAAGAGCCCUCGCCGACAAUGUCGGCCAUGAGCUGAAAACGUCGCCGUUGCCGCCACCGUCGCCACAGCAGCAGCAGUAUGGGGAAAGACAAAGCACAAAGGGCUGCGGUGUGUGGUGCCUCACACUGUUAACUCGCUAGUAGACACUCGGAUACCUGCAGGGCCACGAUAGCAACAGCGAUCCUUUGAGCUAACUAUCGAAAAGUAGGUUGGAAAUAAAGUUGCUAUCGUGGUCGAGCACGGAUGCAAGAUGCAAGAAACAUUCUUUCAGGGUGCCCCUCGGAGUCAGCUCGGUUGGAAAUUCGCUUUUGAAAGAACCCGCCGUCACUAUGCGGCGACGUAUGCAUGCGCACAUGGGUCAUGCAGGCGCCACAAUUUGAUGUUCGCUGUUCGG
Anopheles darlingi is the source of this 10035-nucleotide messenger RNA. It is a transcript of the gene sev, whose product is annotated as protein sevenless. Gene Ontology annotation, molecular function: protein binding; ATP binding; transmembrane receptor protein tyrosine kinase activity. The transcript is spliced from 14 exons. NCBI's taxonomy places the organism in Eukaryota, Metazoa, Arthropoda, Insecta, Diptera, Culicidae. Gene Ontology annotation, biological process: positive regulation of kinase activity; regulation of TOR signaling; cell surface receptor protein tyrosine kinase signaling pathway. The record is from RefSeq and is a predicted model, not a curated record. The coding region runs from base 972 to 9677 and encodes 2901 amino acids. Gene Ontology annotation, cellular component: signaling receptor complex; membrane.